Molecule: messenger RNA, 10335 nt
Organism: Neospora caninum
Lineage: Eukaryota; Apicomplexa; Conoidasida; Eucoccidiorida; Sarcocystidae
Exons: 5
Coding region: 1-10335 (3444 amino acids)
Biological process (GO): regulation of DNA-templated transcription
Molecular function (GO): DNA-binding transcription factor activity
Source: RefSeq, a predicted model, not a curated record
AUGCAACCAGAGACGCCCUCUUCCCCCCCACAGCGGCACGCGCUGCGACUGCAACUUCUCACAGACCAGGAGGCCUGUCCGGGUCGCAAUGAAGCUUCUUCAGCGCCGGCGUCCGAGCCGUGCACUGCAGCGUCUUCAAGUUCAGACUUUUCAUCUGUCGCUUCCCGGCAGCUUGUUCGCGACGCGGGAGUAGGCACCACAGUCGUCAGCCCUCACUUGCGACGGUGCCUGACUGAGUACGACGAGUACAUCGACUUCCUGCCGGAGAGUGUCACGGACGUCGCCUCUCUCUCCCGAAGCCCCGACGGCGCGGGUCAAGAAGAGAAGGAGGACCGCACGCUGCCGGGAACGAAACUCGUCGACCGAGAGGGCCUUUCGCGGGGGAACCCCAAACCGUUUCCGUUUUCGUCCGCUGUCGUUCACAGGCGGGGCGCAGCAAGACCAGGAUCUGGUGCCCUACGCUCGCCCCUUUUUUCGUCUUUCUUGGGAGAGGGCAAGGGAAGUCCAAGCAGGGGAGACCCUGGCGUAGAUGCCGGAGGCAGGGGACAGCCCGAGAUCAAGCAGCGCCUGUCACUCAUGGCGAAGCACGACGACAGAAUGGGGGUGGACGUGAACGAGGUGCUGCCUUGUGAGGUCGAGUGUGGAGCCGGUAGGCCACGCGUUUUGUCGGCCGAUGCGUUUCCGCCCUCUCACCGUCUCUCGCGCUCGACGUCGGUUGAUUCUUCUCUCUCUUUCAGCCGCAGGCGGAGAGCAGAGCUCUGGCGAGCCGCCGAUCCCCUCUGCGGGCUUUCUCCCUCCUUUCCCUUCCACGAGUCGCCCCUCUUCUCGCGAAUUCCUUCAAUGAGCCUCACAACUGGGGCUGGCGCCGAGCUGAAACCGGAGGCGAGGCUACCGGGAAAGCAGGAACGGCAGAGAGAGGAAGAACAGAGAUUGCAAGAGGAGAAAGACAGCGGAGAGAGCACAGAGGAAGACGGUUUUUCUGGGUUCGACGGGGACCGCGAGACGGGUGGGAAAACGCUUCUUCAACCUGACUUCCACACGCGGCUCCAAGCUGCGCUGCGCGAACAGGAAGAAGGACGCACGCCAGGGCUCCGCCUUCUUCGACAGCAGGAAAUGAGAGAACAGGGUGGCAACGAUCCUGAUCCCGCGGCCCUUUCCCACGCGAGAGGGCGCGACGAGGAGGGGAGAAUGGCCAGUUCGGGCCGGCUCAAUGGCGGGAGAAGAAGAGGCAGAAACAGAGGCGCCGGAGCGUCUCGUCCCCCGCAUACGCCGCCUUCCGGGUGUGCCGACGCCGACGGAAGGGACAGUUUGAACGAGGGAGCGGCAAAGUCGAGCGAUGGAGAAGAGAGACUAGCUGGCGAUGUGGAGAUGGAGACUGUCGGGGACCACCAGUCAGAUUGGACAAUGAAGCCAGAGACUGGAGAAGACGCGGCCGCGCUAGUCGCGCCUGCAGGAUUCAGGGAAGGCGGAGAAGCUGGCGAACGGUAUGAGAAGACUGCAACGACAUCGGAAGCGCAACAGCUUCCAGAGGACGCUGUCAUUCGUAUGCUCUCGCUCUCCGUUGAGCUCGACAUUAUGGGACUCUCUUCGGGCGCCGUCAGCAGUGCCGAGGAUGUGACGAGAGUCGCCCGCUGGAGAGAAGCAAAGAGAGACGCGUCAGACUUGGCCAACGCCGGCACAAAUGUGGGAAACGGUGCAGUUGCACUGUCUCAUGUGGCCGCAGAGAAGGAUCAAGACACGUUCAUUCCACGCGACGACAAAGAACAGGAUGACGCACGGGCUGGAGAGAACGAAGACCCGCAUGGCGCCGUCGCUGAGGAUUACGGCGCCGACGCGCCUCUGACAACGGCGGCGGCCAGGCGCCCAGGCGGGGCGACCGCCAGUGAUCGGCCAGUGGAAGACGAAUCGGUGGUGAAAACUGACUGUGGCACUGGGGGCCCGAUAGCUCGAGAGAGUUCAGCUGUCCUGCGGCUCGAUGAUGUGUCCUUGCCUCUGUAUCCGGUGGGGCAAACGAUGGACUGUUCCCCCUCUACGCCUACGUCGUCGCCGCUCUGCUGCUCGCGGUUUGCCCGUCAGCUUGUCUUUAGCGCCUCACGGUCUCCACGCGCUCGCCCCUUUUUCUUCGGCUCCCACGGCGCGUCUGGGUCCUCAUGUCUCUCUUCGGGCUUCAUCCCCGGCUUCCUCACCGUCCCUAGAGCACUGCCGAAUGCAAAGAAUGAGAAAGAAGUAGGAGGGGAGAGUCUCACAGUGUGUGCGUUUGAAGAUCGAAAGGAGGGUGGAAGUGGGGAAACGACGCAGGAUCGCGUCUUCGACAUUGAUGCCUCAGCUGACGGCCUAGUCGGCGCCCCUGGCAACGCCACGGGGAAGGGGAAGAAGAGUGAAGGCGAGGAGCGCGAAGAGCGAUGUGGGACUGCGCCUCUCUUCCAGAAGAAAAUGUUUCCUUUCUGCCACGAAGGAGAACUCCUCCUCGCCUCGCCUCUGGCCCCGCCUCAUCCGGACAUCCUCACGCCGAGGAGCGCAGGAAAUGCGUGCGGGGCACCACUGCUUUUUGGGUCUGCACCCGGCGGCGCCUCUCCAUCGCGACGCGACUCGUCGAUUACGGCUGUUUCUCCAGGAACCCUGUGCUCGGGUCCCGGAGUGGGAGGAGCCAAGUGGGCUGCUUCUUGCCGCUGUUUUCUCCCUGAAGAUUCGCUGUCUCUCUUCCUCGAAAUCCGCUCGACCCUCUUGAAUCUCCUGGAAGAGCUGCACGACGCCUGCUGCUGCUGUCACUCUGCGUCCAGUAAAGGCCCGAGCCUUCGUUCCAGUCCGUGUUGCGCGUACCAUUUCCCGUCGUCCUUCCCUGGCUCGGCCUCUCCCUCAUGUUCAGCAACGACGCCCUCGCCUCUGUCGCCGUCUUCUGCGUCGCCCCCAGGCUCCGUUUGCCACGCGUUUUCGCCCAGUGCGAUGGACGACGCUGCUGUACAGCCGGCGGAGACCAGGCUAGAGGGCCAGAAGUCGAUUUGCGACGUCGGUGCAGGCGCGGCUUUGCGUUCGCCUUCGCCGUCAGCGUCGCCAGGUUUGAAAACCCUGCGGCCACCUGGGCUGGAGCCUUUGUGCCCGGACGCUCUUGCCGCGGAGGUGUCUCCGUCGUCGAGCGAAACGGUCGCGUCGCCAGUGGGCACCGGCGAGUUUUUCCGUGAAGCCGAUUCGCGAGGAGACACGACGCCGUCCGGUUUCUGUGGCGGGGACAGUUCCACUGAGGAGAAGGCUGUGAAUUUCAAAAGGGGUGAACUCAAAGAGGAGGUUGGCGCUGGCGUGGAAGGGGCUUCCGAGCCUCGCGAGGGAGAGGAGAAGGAGAAGAAGCCGCUGGGAGCUCGCGUGUCGAUUGGCGGCAGCGUCUCUGCGUUUAUCGAGGACGGGAAACUCUGCCCGGACAUCCGCGACGACUGUGUGGACACUCAGAAGAAGGCCGCGCUCCGUGCGAAAGCCACAACCACUGUUAGUACGACGGUCUCCGCGAUUACACCUGCGUGCACGCCUACGGCGUCGAGUCGAUUCGGAGAGAGCCCUUGCGGUGUCGGCAUGGCGAACAUCGGGGAACCGCGAUCCGACUCGCUGACGGGGGCCGACGUCGAGGUGAAGCGUCUUUCAGGGGUCUUGCCGAGCCCCAAGGUGGAUGAGACUGAGCAGGCAGCGAAACCGGAUUUGAUUGGGAUGGGAGACGGGUUUGCCAAGGCGGACGACGGCGUCGGAGCUCAGGAAAAAGCGAGUGAACUCGAAGGUGGAGACCGCGACAGGCUGAGCCGGGUCGCCGCUGGGCUCUUGACCGGUCAGAAAACACGAGAGGGCUUCGAAGAGGAAGAGCGCGCAUCCGUGUCGUCCGGCGCCACGCGAUGCCCAGGCGCGGGAGAAAAGGCCGCUGGGCUCGGCGGUCGGUGCAGCGUCGACACGCCUGCCGCCUCGCCUUCGUCCUCUGUGUCCGUGGCUUCCCCCGGCGCCUUCUCGUUCUCGCCGUUCACCCCCUCAGGCACGGGGGCUGAGUCUCCUGAGGAGAAAAGUUCUCUGUCGACCUCGUCAUCGCCAACUCCGCUCGCGUCCAGUGGAUAUCAUCCGGCAUCAGUGCAUCGGAUGCCGGGAGUUGUGUCGCCGUUUGCCGCGUACUCGUCAUCCCACGCCGUCUCGGCACCGUCGGUGCCUCACGGGGGGGUCCUCCCGCGGUGUGGACCCGAGCUGCAUGCGCUCUUUUUCGAGCAUGUAGACUGUCUCCGGUCCUCGAGAUGUUUCGUGGAGCAGCUGGCCUACGCGCACAUUUUCCGGAUAUGCCUCCAGCCACUCGGAGGUGGUCGGCCUUCCUCUCUGUCUCCGUUGCAGCAGCAGUUCCUCGUCCGCGAACUGUUUCUACUUCGACAGGAGCCGAACAGGCUUUUGGUUCGAAACGCCUUCAUGUGGACCGGCCAGCCGGGAUGCAGGCACAUUUUGGAUCAGCUGUCUGGUUCGGCGCUUCCACUAAACGCAGGGAUGGUCGGAUCCAAACACGCCUUCUCGGGGGAGAGCAAAUUCGGGGCCGCCGGAUUUUGCCACCCACAUGGCGUGGGAAGCACGGAUGUGUCUUCGCCGGGUCUCCGCGGCGGAUAUUUCGGACUUGACAAAUCGUGCGGCAACUCGGAGUUUCCUGGCCACCAUGGCUGCGAUGAUCUGCGGAGAAACGGAACUCACCCGGGACAGAGUCGAAUCUCAACUCGCGGCCAAACUGCUCUCGCCGCGGCGACUGCGAAUAGCGGGGACCAGGCCCCGUCCGAGUGUCUCCGAGGCCCCGAUGACGGAACAGGCAAAGACGUCCCUGGUGACCGAAGGGGACGAGCGCUUCGAGAUCACGACGACUCAGAAGAACGGGAGGAAGGAGUGAAGACAGGCCAGAAGGGUGACGGAUCAGGUUCGAAUGACACCAAUCCGCCCUUCGCCGUUUCACCGGCAAAAGCUCUUCUUGAUCCCUCGAUCUUCCUCUGUACCGCCGACAUGGAGGUCGGAGCCCAGAAGAGUGCACUGGUUGCGUCUCUCAGGGCGCUUCGGUCGUUGGCGCCGUCCUGGGCGUCCCAGUCAGAAGGCGGCUUCGCGUUUCACCUCCAGCAGCUCCUCCAGACUCGCUCACUUCAUUCGCAGACGCUCCAGAACUACCGCGUGAUCCUCCAAGAGCUCUUCUCCGUUCCGCCCCGUCUGUGGGGAAAGGAGCGUCUGUUGGAUGCGCUCCAUGACCUCGACUGUUUAUACAGUGUGUCAAAGCGCCGCGCAGAGGAGCGGCAAAAAGCCCGUGAAGCUGAGGAGUUGCGCGCGUCCUUGGCGAAGGGAAACACCGGUUCCAGCAACAAAGACAUGCACCGCGGAGACGUCGAGAACAUUGAGCCUUCGCGAUUUUCCUCAGGGACCAGCGAAGGUCAGGAACACCGUGCGGCGUCUCUCCGACUGCUGCAGCAUGAGGCAAGACUCGGGCAGACGAGCGAGGGCGGAGGCGGCGCUCGCUGCGGGUUGGCUGAAGACGAAAGGCUUUCGAAGGUCUUUGAGUCUGCAUCGUAUGCCCCAGAGGACCGUCUAGAUUCUCGACUGCAGGAGAAACCCGAGUUCCUCACUGAGGCGGACGACGUCCCUACGGUUAGUUCUUUUUUCAAAGGCGCUAGGCGGCAUGACGACUCGGAUUCCCGCGACCCCUUGGCACGUCACCGGCUCCUUUCGAGUGAGAAGGACGAGCUUCCGCAGUUCAGCGCAGAUGCAGUCAACCCUCGCCAAGGGCGGGGUGUAGGUUCACCGGGGGGGAAGCCGUCCUCGCUGGAUAACGCUGACCCUUCAGGAUCCAACAGACGAGAUUCGACCGACUUGGAGGGAGUCGGCGCGAAAGGCUGGGCGUCGAUUGCAGGCGAGCCAGAGACGCUGGCACUGCAGCAGCGCCUGGAGGAACAGCUUCAGAGACAGGGGCUGAGUGCACAGAAUGUUGGUGCGGCGCUAGCUCAAAUCCUUCGGUCGGGAGGAACGGAGGCGGCGUUGAAGGCUCUCCAGCGACUUCUGUCUCCGUCGCGGUCGUCACAGGCGGCGCAACCUGGUGUGGGUGGCCGGGACCGAUCCGGCGUCGCGGAGAGGAGCCAGAAACUUCUUCUUCGCCAGCUGAUUCAAAGCGCUGUGUCGUCUGGGGCACCGUCCCCCCUGGCCUCUCCUACUUGGGAAGCAAACAGUGUCCCUACCACAUACGCCAAUAAACUUCGGGGAGUCGGCAGCCAGCGGGGUGGACGAGAGGGCGAUGAGCAAGAACCGAGUCCGCUUCUGGGGCCUUCCAGGCUACGUGGGCUCGAGAGAGCAAGCGCGUCUCCAGGGCGCUCGACCACUGGAAUGCUUACAGACGAGGAACGCGUAGGGACAGAAACAACCGAGCGAGGUAACGUUUCGCGCCGAGGGAAAGCUCCGUACUCGGAGCCUUCCGCCAAACGUAUCAAGACAGAGGGAACUCACCUCCGGCGCCAUGACGGCUCCCUGUCUGCGGUCGGGGACGACCUCCACUCGCUUUCUUCGCUGUCAGCCACCUCCCUGUCCAAGUGCUCGUCUCCGCUGCUCAAAGAGCUCUCUGCCCUUCCCUCCCAAAACGACUCGGCUCUCGGUGCCCCGCGCGCGCCCCACCGCGCUUCUCUCUUGUCGCGUCAGCCUCAGUUCUCGUCGUCCCGUCCGGGUGCAGGGGCCGCGGAGUCGGCGCCUCACCACCUUCGCAGCUCGACCCCUCCCACAGGCGUCGCGGGUCAGCAGAGACUGGCGUCGGGUCAGUUUUCGUCUCGCCGACACGAGGCGAGGGAGUUGGCCGGCGAAGGACGAGGAAAGACACACGCCAGCUGGUCCGCUGGAGGUAGCGGGAGAGAGAGCGGCGUGGGAAGUCGAGGCGGAUCCGGACCUGGUCGAGAGUCAGCAGCGGGCGGUCAGAAGGAGGAGCAGGCCGAGAGACUGGAGUACGCCAGACGCGCCUCACAACUCGAGAAGGUGAAGGGAGUCUUCAUCGGCAAGAAAAACACGUGCUGGGUUGCCCAGUGGACCGACAGCUCCGGUCGUUCCCGUCAGACGUGUUACAAUAUUAAGACGCUCGGCUUCGAAGUAGCCCGUCAAAAAGCGAUCGAAGAGAGGCAGAGACAGAUGGGAUCAGCACCGGUAAUCGUGUCCGGCGGUGGCAGACAGCAGAGCUCGGCGGCGGCGGAUCUGCGUCGGCAAAGCGGCCCCUCAGCCGCAGCACCUGCAGGUAGCGGUGUCGGUGGAGUAAGUCCGGGAACGGGCGACGUGAACGCCCCAGGCUUCACGGGAACGCAUGUGGCGAGCACCCCGCGAGACUCGGAGGAACUCAUCUCCUUGAGGACCGCGGGCGUCGCUGGAAGGGAGGACCAGAAACAAGGCGGAGCAGGAAGGAGACAAAAUCUGAGUGCGUCUCACAGCACCAGCCCGUCCAUCUUCCCGGCAGAUUCUGGUCCGCCGGCUCUCCAUAACGCUGGAGGCUCUGCUGGAAGUGUCAACGGGACUCCGGCGAUGUCCAAUGAGGCGCUGCUUUCUGCUGUCGUCCGUGCGACAGCAAAUGCGCUGAACGGGGUUGGAGGCGUCAGCUCGAGCGCGGAAGGGGGUUCAAUUCGCUCCUCGCUCUCCCCGACCACUCUGGCGGCAGACAUUCUGGCUCAGUUAGAGAGUGCGUCUCGAGGUCUACCUUCCUCACCAUCGGAUCGACGGAAAGGUAGCGUUGACCUGCUCCUACGAUCUCUUUCAGCGUCUCCGUCCGUGGGACCGUCCAGUGCAGCUCCUUUCCUCGCGUCUGCUGCGUCGCCCCCCUCCCCAGAAGUGGCUGCUUCAAGCGCGGCUACUGCGGGGCUGAUGACUGGGAGCGAGAACGGUCGGCUACCCCUUUCGUCUUCCCAGGGUCUUGAAUCUCCAUAUUCUCCAGCGUCUUCAGGCGAGGAACCAGGACGAGGAAUGGCCCCACCUGUAGAGCGACGCGGGCCUUCUGGAUUUGCUCACGCGUCGCCUUCUGCUGGGGGUCCGCACGGUGCUGCAUCUCCCUCCGUAGAAGCGGGUCAUGAUCCGUCGUCAUCCUCUCUAACAAAUGAUGCGAUAAGAGAGAAUGAACAAGAAAUGAUGCGGGUGUCGCCUGGUGAGAUCUGUGGUGAGGCCGCCGGUUCAACAGCUACGGGUCUGCAUGCCAACCGAAACGUAGGAGCUGCGGGCAUGACGAGCUCUUCCUCUUCUUGUUCUGGAUCAUCGCCUCUCGUGGCAUCUCCAUCUCCAAAGAGCGGACCUGCUACCAGUUCAAACGUCCCGUCGUUGGCGUCGCUUUCAGCCGCCUUGGCCCAAGCCUUCCCGAAUCUUGCCUCUGCUCUCUCUUCGCCGAACGCGGGCAAGAUCCUGAGAGGAGACUCUUUGCCGUCUUCGGUGUCGCCGGAGCAGUUGCAACUUUUCCAGCAGCUAGCCGAACAGCUUCUCCCGUCGCAGCAACGCCUUCAGUCCCGAACCUCGCACGGUUUGGCGUCACCUGCCGGGGGUGCGUCCUCGCUUUCGCUCCUGAAUUCUCAUGUGGACGUGAGUGGUCUGUCUCGGUCUUCACCGAUCUUGGGGAGUGUGGAAGAGGCCGACGCUCUCUCGGGUGCCGGGGAUUUAGGAACAGCCGUCGCCCAUGCGGCGCGGAGUGGGGAAGCAGGUGGGCAUUCAGGGAUUCGACCGAACGCAUCCACGCAUGCGUUCACGUUACCCUUGUCCCAGAUGUCCACUGCCAACCUGUCCUCCCUCAACUCCUUCACGUCCGAUCCUCCCCUGUCUCGAGCGUCAUCGGGUUGCUCGUCGACGUCUGUAGCGAGUGCACUCACCUCCAUGUCCCUGCAUGCAACAAACCCCCGACUGUCGCCGUCAUCGUCUCCCUUCCCAGCUUCGUCUUCUGAAAGCGUUUCGCCCCUGCUCCUGGAGUCAACUUCAGCUUCGAGGCGAGAAGGCGGAGCAGCGCAACCCCAUCCGCUGUCUCCUCCAACGAAGCUGCCGUUCUUGCUUGGCGGCCAGGCACAGGGCGCAACCGGGCAAAUCGUCGAUGUGUUCGGGCGCCAACCGACUGGCACCGCCCCCCGAGCAGCCGAGGACCCUUACGCCGUCUUUUCAGGCUCCAGUGGCGCUCGAGGCCGGAGACACCGGAUGGCCUACACCCACAAACAGGGACGCCGCACCUACGCCUCUCAAGCCCGCGACUUCCCCCGGGUUGAAGGCAUCAAAUACAAUGUGAAGUGUGCAUGCUGGGAGGUGAGCUGCGGCGCAGGCUUCAAGGUGUUCAGUACGCGUCGUCUUGGGGGCCUGCAGGAGGCGUAUGACCUGGCCGUCAAGUGGAAGCAGGAGGUGGAGGGUGGAUCAGGAGGAGUGGGUUGUCGGCGGCUCGUCAGUGAUAGGCGGUUGGCAAGGAACGCGGGAACAGAUUCUCAGAGUAUGAUGAUGUACCUCGGAAACGAAGGAGCCGGGGCUCCUCGGGUCUCAGCAGGUGACGAAGACGGAGAGGCAUACGAAGAGGGUGAUCAUGAUGAUACCUUCCUCUAUCCGGGAGAGAGUGAAGCGGGAAACAGUGUCAAACGUGGAUCACGUUCGGGAAGCUCCAAAGAAGAAGAGGAAGAAGACAGGCUCCGGCUGCUACAGCACACUGAAUGGGGAGCAAACGAUAGAGGGGAGAAGACCGCAGUGGACAGCAACCUAAAAUCGCUUGCAUACGACAUGUGGAUGCGGUCCGCGGGAUCGUCAUCGUGUGAGGACGGUGCGCCCGCCCCGGCACUGAAUCUGGGUGAGGCAGCGGCGACGCAGAGACCGCAAGGAGAGGUAGACAUGCUUACGUCACUUCUCGAGCAGCUAACCAAAAGCAAUGGUACCACCGGAAACGGCUCCGCUUCGUCUCUUCAGGAAGAGACCCAAGCUGUGCCUGACGAUAUAUGCGGUGCACUGGCAUUGCUAGCGGGUGCUGUCAACGGCCAGAGUACCGAGCUUGGGAAACCAGGGGCCAUUGGAGACGUUUUGGCAGGGGAUAUCCCGGCUCAGGAUUUAAGGCGGCUAUUACGAUCGGAGCGUGAUGAAAAUGCGAGGGGACCUGCGGUUAAUCGGGAUGUGAUGCUACGAGGAGUGAAGGAUAGGGGAAAGGCGCAUGAAAGUGUGGAUGAUCCGAGUCCGGGCGAACUGAGAGGAAGCGAAGGAGGGCCAGACUCGGCACAACAGCUGGAAGAACACAAGAAGCGAAGCCGGGAAUACGACGGCCAAAACGAUCCAGAAAACAGGUUGAUCAACUCAGGCUUCGCGGGAACUGCAUCGAGCAAGAAGGCCAGAAUGGACUGA